AUGAAAUUACAAAUCUCCGAAGUACAAGGUGACAGUAAGUUGUGGCCAUUCAAAGUCAUUUCUGGACCUGGCGAUAAACCGAUGAUUGUAGUCAUCUACAAGGGUGAAGAGAAGCAAUUUGCGGAUGAGGAAAUCUCUUCCAUGGUUUUAAUUAAGAUGAAGAAAUUGCUGAGGCAGUCCUUGGUUCAACCUUUAAGAAUGCUGUGGUCACUGUCCCGGCGUCAAGCAACCAAGGAUGCAGGUGUAAUUUCUGGUCUGAAUGCGAUGAGUGUCAUCAAUGAACCGACAGCUGCUGACAUUGCCUGUGGUCUUGACAAGAAGGCAACCAGUGUUGGUGAGAAGAAUGUGCUGAUAUUUGAUCUUGGAGAUGGUACUUUUGAUGCAUCUCUUCUAACCAUCGAGGAGGGUAUCUUUGGGGUGAAGGGCUGA
Messenger RNA from Fraxinus pennsylvanica, 429 nucleotides. The record is from the annotation of a GenBank genome assembly. NCBI's taxonomy places the organism in Eukaryota, Viridiplantae, Streptophyta, Magnoliopsida, Lamiales, Oleaceae.